AUGUCCGAGUUCGACACUGCAUUAAUUGCGUUUUUAUAUGUUGGUCAUUUCUAUUACAAAUAUUUUACACGUGUUAACAAACUUCCGGGACCAUUUCCUAUACCAAUUAUUGGAUCUCUUUGGAAUAAACGUGAUGGAUAUAAUAAAUGGAUUCUUAAGCUCCAACAACAAUAUGGUGAUGUUUUUGAAGUCUGGCUAAGUAAUAAACGCAAGUUAUCUGAAUGGAUGCAACGAUUUACCAUUGAUAUGAUUAUUGAAAUAACUACCGGAAAAAGAGCUUAUACAUUACCUGUGUAUUUUAAUAAAUUUACUACAAAGAAAAUAAUUGAUAUUCCACCAGCCAUAUUAGAUGAUUCAGAGUAUUUUAUCCACAAUGUGCAAAAAAUGCAUCAUAUUGCUCAUUCAGCUUCUCGUUUAAACAUUGAACCUGAUGAAUUACUUGGUUAUCAAUGGCCAGCACGCUCCGAAUUUAUAAUGUUCUUUGAGGGUGGAAAUAAAAAUCCCCA
Dentiscutata heterogama is the source of this 506-nucleotide messenger RNA. Lineage: Eukaryota; Fungi; Glomeromycota; Glomeromycetes; Diversisporales; Gigasporaceae. The record is from the annotation of a GenBank genome assembly.